Molecule: messenger RNA, 1767 nt
Organism: Pyricularia pennisetigena
Lineage: Eukaryota; Fungi; Ascomycota; Sordariomycetes; Magnaporthales; Pyriculariaceae
Exons: 2
Coding region: 1-1767 (588 amino acids)
Source: RefSeq, a predicted model, not a curated record
AUGGGAAGCUCAACAACGGUGACCACGACGGGUCAACAUCCGACUAUGUUCUAUCCCCAAGGGACGGCAAAGGUCGUCGCGUCUAGCUGCAAGCCCCGUCCUACAAGGGACGGCCGGCCACCUGAGACGGAAAUGCCGACGAUACUUCCACUUUGGAGCCAGACGGCUCCUCGCGACUUUGUGUCGUAUUCCAUGUGCUUCCCCUUCCAAGCCAGCGCUUCGUCGACUGCGCGAGAAGCAGCCCGGGCACACCUUCUACGAUCACUGCACCGGUUGGCUGACACAAGACCCGAGUUUGCUGGAAACCUACGACUCUCGACUGCUCCGGAUCAGCCUGGUUGGCUGGUGUGGCACAAGCACAAAGCAAAGGCCGUGUCCGUCGGUCCCCAUGACCAGCCCGGCGAUGGCAUCUACGCCACCUUUGAGGACAUCUCGGCUACCUUUGAUUACACGUACGAUGAGUUGCGGAAGCGAGGGUUUCCACCUGCAGCAUUUACACACGGUCGUUUCGCGUUGGGCAUCAACGCAAACCCAGCAGACCCUGGUGCCCAACCAAAGAACCCCGCAGGCGUCGGCGGUGCUCCGAAGCGGAAAGGCGUCCCGGUCCUCAUCUUCCGGACCUUUUUCAUCAAGGGGGGACUGCUUCUGCUCUCACACCUCCACCACGCCUUUGGGGACGGCGAGUGCGUUCGAGUUCUUCUCGACUGCCUGGGGGCAGCGACGAGAGAUGUUACAGUCAGGCAUCCACCCGGCUGGACCCUCACCCUGCCGGAUAUAGUGAAGAAUAAGGCCCACGACAGCGCGGGGAGAGGGGUCGGGGCGCUGGCCAAAGACUGUCCCGAGUAUCACUACGUGGCUAACAAGAUGGUCGGUCCGACACAGCCCGUGCUAAGGCAAGGCGGGUUCGACAUGUCAAAGGUUGCGACGGAUGCCAAAGUUUUUGUCUUUACCGAAACCACGCUCUUGAGGCUCAGGGAAAAGCUGAGGCCUCGAAACCGCGUUGGUGAGACGAUCGGACCGAUGCCGUCCAUCUACGUGUGCAUUUCCGCACUGGCAUGGGCUCAUAUUGCGCUCGCCCGACACGAAACGGAAAGUCGAGAAGACGGCGUGGAUGCGACGGCCAAUGCGACGCUCAUGAACCCGGUGAACUGGAUCAAGCGCAUGAAAUCGGUCGAGGAGGCCUCACCGGGCUCGCAAACAAACGUCCGCACCAACGGUGUACCCAACGCAGCCCUCAGCGGCUACAUCACACCACCCGGCGAGCCGCGCAUCAAGGUCGACGAGUACUUUGGCAAUGCCACGACAAAAUGCCUGACCACCGUUCCAUCCCAAAAGCUCCUGGACGCGGCCCGCAACCGCGACCUCGGCGACCUGAGCGACCUGUCAGCGGCCAUACGGCGCAGCAUAUCGGAGGUGGACGGCAGCUACGUCGACGCCCGGACGCGGCUGUACGGCGCCCUGACCGACUACCGCACGCUUGGGCUCGAGGACGACCCGCGGCUGUGGCACGACCUCCAGGUCAACACGUGGCGACCGUUUGGGGGCGACGCCGUCUUUGACAUACCCGGGGUCGGCGGGCCUUGCAAGCCGGAGAGCAUCCGCAAGGCCAUGGUAGGCGGCAGGUGCGAUUACCGCAAUGCCAUCAUCCUACCGGCGGCGGAGGGCUCGACUGACCACGAACUGUUUGUGAGCCUGCCCAAGGUUGCGCUGGAUGCUCUCUGCCGCGACCAAGGGUUCAUGAUGUGGGUCGACAGAGUGGCUGGCUGA